Fulvia fulva is the source of this 492-nucleotide messenger RNA. RefSeq lists its product as uncharacterized. NCBI's taxonomy places the organism in Eukaryota, Fungi, Ascomycota, Dothideomycetes, Mycosphaerellales, Mycosphaerellaceae. The record is from RefSeq and is a predicted model, not a curated record. The coding region runs from base 1 to 492 and encodes 163 amino acids. The transcript has a single exon.
AUGGUUCAUGAUCCUGUCCACAAGCUUUACAACACAGCACUAUUAGACCUCCACCACCCGGUCGAGCCAAGCCCAGAAUCUGGUCUCGAAUUCCUGGCCGCUGUGACCGACGCACCCCCCGGUGCAGACUUCACACACGAGUGGUUGAAUCCGCCGAACACAAAGGUGGGAAACAACGCGUUCUGGUUCCUGGUGAAAUUGGCACAAUGCUUGAACAGACGCCAACAGCGCGAUCUUGCCAGAACCGUUAUCGACUUUGGUGUUUCGAGAUUUCCGGCUUACUUUCGUGCCGGCAAGCCGGAAACUUUCGGUUCUGCGCAGAGGGAAACGUUGCAGCAGAAGGGCUUUGGGGCGUAUGGGGCGGGCGCUCGAAAAGAUAAGCAGGCGACAAAGUUAGCACUGGAACGACGUGGAGCACUCCUAGCAGCUCUGGAUGAUAUGCAAACUUCGAAGCGUUCGCCCGCACAAUCAACAGCCAAGCAACGUCGAUAG